Molecule: messenger RNA, 7830 nt
Organism: Clupea harengus (Atlantic herring)
Lineage: Eukaryota; Metazoa; Chordata; Actinopteri; Clupeiformes; Clupeidae
Gene: usp19
Product: ubiquitin specific peptidase 19
Biological process (GO): protein deubiquitination
Molecular function (GO): cysteine-type deubiquitinase activity
Source: RefSeq, a predicted model, not a curated record
CGAUCUAUGCUGUUCUAUCCGAUUCAUAAUUCUACGUACCACACUUCCACACAACUAUUUCACAGUAACUACACAACGGCACCACUGAUGAGAUAACUGUAGAGCGCCCGCUGCUGUGGGCUUGGUUUCUUCAAGUAGGACGACGAACAUUGGUUCUGAUCUAGACCUGUGUGUCAUAUGAUUGGGAAGUCAUGCGGCGCUGUCUUCAGGAAGUAGUUUGCGCGGUGUGGAUUUCGAUCUGGUCUGUUUUUGUUCCCAAACGAAGUGCGAGUCAUCGCCUGGUGCGGCCAUAGGAGGAGGUUGUGGAGCACCUAGGCUACGUAUAUGGGUAUUGGUCUCUUGCAUUCAGAAGGCCUCUUCUAAAUGACCACAAAAUGGGACCAGGGUAGAAUUUUCUAAAAAAUACGUACAGCGAAGAUUAUAUGCGUCCCACGCAGGGCUAUCAGCGGCCCGUUGCCGUAUCAAGAAGCCUCGGGCUGAAUUGAUUCGGACUCGCUGGCCAUUGUUGUCAAACGAGUAACGAAGAAGACGGUCACCAUCCAGAUAACUCCUAACUAAAUCCCCUCCUGAUUCUGUUCUGGGAGUGUUCUGACCCAAAACGUCGCCAAGAUAGCUGGACCAAGUAGGAAGCGACACAGCUCAGAACCAGACCCCAGCGGCAGCGGCGGGAGUGAGGCGGGCGACGGACGGCCAGUCAGUGGAAAGUGGCUGAAAAUGGCCAGCAGCAGCAGCAAUAACACGGGAGAGACUGGCGGUCGCAGGCGGUCCCAGCGCGGUGCGGAUGACACCAGCAAAAAGAAGCAGAAGGACCGGGCCAACCAGGAGAGCAGAGAGGCCAAGCGCGCCGCCGCAGGCGCCAUGAAUACAGAGAUCAAGAAAGAUGUCUUCAUGGACUGGAAGCAGAAUGCAGACGAUGUGAUCGUCAGGCUGCGCUGUGGGGCCGGGGUUCUGAAGACUGAGGACGUCAAUGCUGCCUUCUCUGACACCGCCUGCAUGGUCUGCUUCCCCGAUGGCUCCGAGUGGAGCUGUCACCUGCACUCUGAGAUUGAGGGCUCAUGCAGUAAAGUGCUCUUCAAAGAAAAGGGCAGCAUCCUACAGCUGGUGAUGAACAAGAAGAUCCCCUUCAACACCUGGCCCACUCUCGCUCGAAAUAACAUGGAGAAUGAGCCAGUGAACAUCAAGAUGGACAACGGAAAAGAGCAGGUCAUCAGCACUACAGAGUUGCCCAAGCCUUCCUCCCAGCCCGCCACAACUCCAGGGUCUGCUGAGCAGAAGUGUGGGAAGCCUGACCGCGGCACGAAACGCGGGAUGAAGAACAAAAUAGCGGCGGACCGUCCGGAAGGUGGAGGGGCAAAACCGGCCGAGGGCGCAAAGCCAGGGCUGCCAAAGGCCGACGCGCCCCCAGAGCCCAGUGCCAAACGCACCGUGCGCACAACCAAGUCCCCCAAGAUCCCCUCCACUUCCGCCACAGCAGGGGCUGCCUCCGCGAGAGACCCCCAGCCUAAACCAGCCGUCAAUGGGAAACAGUUCAGCCCCACUCCCCUUGACACACCCAUCUCAACCACAACAACAACCAGCACCACCACCACCACCACUACAACCACCACCACUAGGGACAACAGGGUAGCAACACCAGUCAGAGACCGCGAGCGGGCGCCUGUGCCAGCAGCAGUGACGGCCAACAGGAAGCCAGAAUGCAAACCUCAGGUUGAGAGACAAGAGCAGAAACCAGAGCAGUCGGCUGCCUCGGGGCCCAGGUUAGACUCGCACAGCUCUCCCGCUCCAGCACGGAUCCCCAGCCCAGGCAGCACCCACCAGCCUGAGGCGGCCUCCAACGGCCUGGCCACACACGGAGGCCAGGGGGACGGGAAAGUCAACCCUGUCCCAGAAAAAGAGACUGAUGGACACCUACGCGCCUCUAAGACCCAACAAUCCCAGCCUUCGGGAUCGGGAACCCCCACACCAGCUACAGUCCUGAAGGACGCCGCCGCCGCCGACUCCACGCCAAAAGCCGGAGUGGAGGAGGAGAAGAGGGACAAGUCAAAGGAAGAGCCUUCAGAGAAGGUUCAAGAGGAGGAGAAGGCACCUGAACCCAUGGUCAACCUGAAGUUGGUGAAAAACGACUCGUAUGAGAAAGGGACGGACCUGAUGGUGGUGAACGUGUACAUGAAGGGCAUCUGCAGGGAGACGUCUAGAGUGCUCUUCAGGGAACAGGACUUCACACUCAUCUUUCAAACCAGCGACCCUAAUUUCCUGCGCCUUCAUUCUGACUGUGGACCAAACACUGUCUUUAAGUGGCAGGUCAAACUCAGGAACUUGAUCCAGCCCGAGCAGUCCAGCUAUGCCUUCACCCCGUCCCGCAUCGACAUCACGCUGAAGAAGAGGCACAGCCAGCGCUGGGGGGGUCUGGAGGCCCCCGCCACACAAGGUGCAGUGGGGGGCGCCAAAGUUGCUGUGCCCUCCGGCCCUUCCUCUCUUGACAAAAGCCAGCCAGGGAGUAGCCAGCACGCUCUUCCCACCAAAGAAGAGCCUCGGGCGGGAGAGGAGAAGCCCAAACCCUCCCGGACUUCGGAGGAUGGGGGUCUGGAUACCGUUACUCCGCGUACUGUCUCUGAACACGUCCCCAUCAAGCAAGAAUCCACGCCUAAACCCACCUGCAUGGUGCAGCCCAUGACUCACGCUCCCCCCUCAGUCAGUGAGCGAUCUGAAGAAGAGGAGGAGAAGAAGGUGUGUCUGCCAGGUUUCACGGGAUUGGUCAACCUGGGCAACACCUGCUUCAUGAACAGUGUCAUCCAGUCCCUCUCCAACACACGAGAGCUCAGGGACUACUUCCAUGACCGGGCAUUUGAGACGGAGAUCAACUGCAGCAACCCGCUGGGAACAGGGGGGCGCCUGGCCAUCGGCUUCGCUGUGCUGCUGCGGGCGCUAUGGAAGGGCACACACCAUGCCUUCCAGCCCUCCAAACUGAAGGCCAUAGUGGCGAGCAAGGCAAGUCAGUUCACAGGCUACGCUCAGCACGAUGCUCAGGAGUUCAUGGCCUUCCUGCUGGACGGGCUUCAUGAGGACCUGAACCGCAUCCAGAACAAACCCUACACCGAGACCGUGGACUCAGACGGACGGCUGGACGAGGUGGUGGCUGAGGAGGCUUGGCAGAGGCAUAAGAUGAGAAAUGACUCGUUCAUCGUGGACCUGUUUCAGGGCCAGUACAAGUCAAAACUGGUCUGCCCAAUGUGCUCUAAGGUUUCCAUCACCUUUGACCCUUUCCUCUACCUGCCAGUGCCCUUACCUCAGAAACAGAAAGUGCUGACAGUUUUCUUUUUCGCAAAAGAGCCUCACAAGAAGCCCAUCAAGUUUCUCGUCAGUGUGAGUAAGGAGAACUCCAGUACAGCAGAGGUGCUGGAGUCCAUCUCCCGGAGCAUCAGGAUCAAACCAGAAAACCUGAGGCUGGCUGAGGUGGUGAAGUCUCGUUUCCAGCGGAUCUUCCUUCCGUCCCACUCUCUGGACGCAGUGUCCUCCUCUGACAUGCUCUUCUGCUUUGAGGUUCUGUCCAGAGAGCUGGCCAAAGAGAGGGUGAUUCUGCUGAGGGUCCACCAGAAGCCGCAGGUGCCCAGCAUCCCCAUAGCUAAGUGUGCAGCCUGUCAGAAGCCCCCGCUCCCCGAGGAGGAGAAGCUGAAGCGGUGCACACGCUGCUACCGCGUGGGCUACUGCAACCAGGCAUGCCAGAAGAAUCACUGGUCAACUCACAAAAACCAGUGUCGGCCCAACUUUGAGAACGUGGGUCUGCCUUUCCUGGUGAGCGUGCCGGAGUCCCGGCUCACAUACACGCGUCUGGCCCAGCUGCUGGAGGGCUACUCCAGGUACUCCGUAAACGUGUUCCAGCCUCCCUUCCAGUCGGGCCGGACCUCUCCAGAGGUCACCCAGUGUCGGGGUGACACGGCCCCCGCGGCGGUGGGCAUCCCCGAGGGCUCGGGUUCAGAGGAGAACUCCGCCCAGGCCAGCGGGGCUGGGGACGCGGCGGAGCUGGACAGCCUCAACGGUAACAGCCCUGCAGACGUGGCGCAGGCAGCUGCCCGUGCGGUGCCGGGGGAUCCCGACUCCCUCUCCACACACACCAUAGACUCCGGCUUCUCCGAGCUCACAUCCAGCUCCCAUGAUCCUCCGGAGGAGAAGGAGACAACCUGUGAGAAAUCCCUGAAGCCAGAAGCGGUGGUGGCAGGCUUCCAGCAGGCCUCGGAGAGCGGCUCGAGCCACACCUUCCAGUUCUACAUCUCCCUCCUGGACUCCAGCAACAAAGAGCAGAGACUGGAGGACAAAAUGGAGGGUCCUCUGGACAUCCCUGAGGACUGCACAGUGGAGCUGGUGUGGAAGAAUAAUGAGCGGCUGAAGGAGUAUGUUCUGGUGCGCUCGAAGGAACUGGAGUUCGACGAGGACCCAGGCUCUGCCAGCGAGACGGCCCGCGCCGGACACUUCACUCUGGAGCAGUGCCUCAACCUCUUCACCAGGCCAGAGGUGCUGGCACCAGAGGAGGCCUGGUACUGCCCUAAGUGCCAGCAGCACCGAGAGGCAUCUAAGCAACUGCUGCUAUGGCGACUGCCCAACGUGCUCAUCAUCCAGCUCAAGCGCUUCUCCUUCCGCAGCUUCAUCUGGAGGGACAAGAUCAACGACAUGGUGGACUUUCCCGUCAGGAACUUGGAUCUCAGUAAGUUCUGUAUUGGCCACAAAGAUGACAUGCAACCUCCCAUCUACGACCUGUAUGCUGUAAUAAACCACUAUGGGGGAAUGAUAGGUGGCCACUACACUGCCUACGCCCGGAUGCCCAACGACAAGAACAGCCAGCGCAGUGAUGUCGGCUGGCGUCUGUUUGACGACAGCACCGUGACGACAGUGGAGGAGAGUCAGGUGGUAACACGCUACGCCUACGUGCUUUUCUACCGACGCCGCAAUUCCCCCGUGGAACGGCCCCCUCGCUUCCUCGGGCCCCUGGGGGCCGAAGCAGCCACGGCCGCCGGGGCAGCCGCAAGUCAGGCCUCUCUGAUCUGGGAGGAACUGGAGGAAGAAGCGGAAAGGCAGGAAGAUGCACGCCGGGGCCUGUUCCUCCGGCCGCGUCUCCAACAGCGACGCACACGCGGACAUGAGGAGGAUGAGGAGGAGGGCGGGCCGGGGGGGCCGCAGGCCCUGCGACGACGACGACAGAAGGAGCGCCGCCGUCGCGGCUACCACAUCUCGGAUUACUCUGACGACGACUGCGUCAGAUAUUUCAUCGUGGGCACAGUGGUAGCCCUGCUAGCUCUGGCCCUCAACCUCAUCUACCCCCUGCUCUAAUGGGCCAGCUGGGCUUAGCUAGCCAACCCACACUUGAACUCAUUACUCCUGUAUGUAUGUACUGUAUGUAUUUAUGGAGCGCCGUAUACAAGUGUAUAUCUAUUUAUUACUGACUCUAAAUUCACCUGCAUAAUACAAAACGCACAUUAAUGGCAAUCAACAGGAAAAAGAGGUAUUUUUCUGUGAAAAUUGCACUUUGAAAACUCUGCAGCUUCGCACACUACUACCAGAGGUAGAUUGUUCUGGGGACAGGAUUCGGCCACCACCUCCAUCUUCCAUAACGCUACUAUAUAGCACACCACCCCUACAGAUCUCUGGGAAACGCUGUGACCUUGAGGUGAAAAGUCAUUUCCUGGUCUCCUCGUCAUUAAUACUCCUGGUUGAAGCCUCUAUUGUGCUUCCCCAACUAAUGCACUCUAGUUGUAACACGCAGAGCUUUGGUCUCCCUUCCUAUGAAGCGGAACAGUUUGUGAUAUGUAGGGACGUUCAGGACACAAGUUUUGCACUACACACUAGCUUGUAGGAUUUAAGGGUAUUGUCAGUAUGCAAGUGUGCAGCAGUGUCGUGAGUGUGCGAGCACCUGCAGCAGGAAGUAGUGUGUGAUCCUGUUGGUCUGAUGAAAAACAUCCAAAUGCUGAAUACUUGACACGCACUUGACCUAACCGUGUUACUUGAAUGUAACCAUUUUUAGGCAGGAGUGACUCAUCAUGAAUGUCAAGAUGGAGUUUAAGUGCAUUGUUUUAGUUUUUGUGGUUUCAAUGUGAGUUAGGAGUCAUUCACCUUUUGACUGAGGAGCGCAUUCAGCCAUGCUUUAGGACUGAUGCCAUUUAGAAUACAGUACAUUUAUUAUUCACCAGUCGUCUUAAUUAAAAAGUGUAUAGAUAGGUGUCUCUUGGUCUUAGCCAUUAUCAAAAAGUCAGGUUUGUAUUAAGUUGUUUCUGAACCGUAAAUACCAUUCCUGUCUCAUCCUUUUAUGUGAUUUACUUCAAUAGAGCUUGGCAGCUAACAUGCAAACGAAAGGGCUUGAUAGUUUGUACUUCACGGUGUCGGUGUAGUGUAUUAGUUGUUUUAGGACGUUAGACAGUAGGGCAUCUGCCCACCAGCAUUGUUGUUUCCAUGAUGCACAUGUCGGUGCUUAUUUCUCUCUCUCGCUCUCUCUCACACACACACACACACACACACACACACACACACACACACACACACACGGGGCUUCUGAGCUUCCAAAUUGUUUGGAAACGCAAAUGGCGCAUCAAUUUGUUUUGCUCCCGAUUUAAAACAUCCACCUCCCUGUAAGUCUAUGGUGAUGGCACCACCUUUUGUGCUGUUUUUUUUUUCUUCUUUUUUUGGUUUCUGCCUUUUAAAUAUGUUCAACAUCACCUGCCUUGUUUCUGCAGCGUUGCAUGUCUAUGUAGAUUUGAUUUGUGCAAUCGUUGAUUUAUUUUCAUUUCCAAGUCCUUUUGCUACUGCAGUGAGGAUUCUGUGUGCUUUUGCCUAAGAUUAGUGCGCUUCUGUUUAGGAUUUAAAGCUAAGUUGCGAAAGCCAAACGUCUGUCUUGGAGAAGUGCAUCGCAUUGCAUGGAACUCAGUCAUGUUUCCCCAUAACUUUGAUCCCCCCCACAUUACUUGAGUGCAGCUGUGUGGUUUUGAAUAUUCUCAAGGUCCUAAGCAGAACUGCAUAUGCUUGGAUUGUGUAAGUUCUGCAAAGGAAUCACAGGACUCGUGGAGCUGCUUUCUGUGUAUGGUUGACCUAGUGCGGGGUUGCAGCGCGGUCUCUGAAUGUGUCUGUCCAACCCUGUGGAAGGAGAAGAUGUCUCGGGGACAUCCCCUCUCUCUGUCCCUUUGGCCAUGGCACAGACCAGGAAAAGGCUCUGUGGACUGUUUUGUUUUGUUUUGUUUUUGUUUGCUUUCAAAGACCCCUGCAACAACUUCCUUUUAUGGCUCAGUGCAAUGAAAUGCAAUAUACCGUCCAUCCACUAUGCCACCGUGAGGAUGUAGCUAGUUGUCUGACCACAUAAAUGCUAUGGCUAAAUGCUGGAAUGUGUAACUGAAGUAUGCAAAUAGAGCUGCUAGAAUGAUCCAUCUGUUAUGAAAAUGUAAGUAACAAUAUUUUUGUAUAUUAGGAAUUUUACAGGAAUUGCAUUUUAAGAGCAAUGGCCCCUCAUUGUAUUCAUAUUUGAUAUUGUCUAAACCGGUACAGGCAAGGUUACUGUGUCCUUUAUGCAUCCUGAUGAUGAGUAGAGUCUGCAGUCAGAAAAGAUCUAUUUUCACAACCUUGCCUGAACACUGUCUUGAAAUGACUAAUGAGAUUUAAAUCCAGGUGUAAUGUCAAUGUAAUCUUUAAAUGCACAAUGCUUCAUGAAUUAAAUUGCCGCUGUUAUUUAAGACUAAAGAGAAAACGGCUGUUAAAAUACCCCAGCAAUAACUUGUAAUGGCACUAUAAUGGUGAUGCUGCUCUGUACAAUUUACUUGUACUGGCUUUUAAAAUAAAGUGUCAAUCUAAUCUCAA